This is a messenger RNA of Adineta ricciae, 2094 nucleotides long. The record is from the annotation of a GenBank genome assembly. NCBI's taxonomy places the organism in Eukaryota, Metazoa, Rotifera, Eurotatoria, Adinetida, Adinetidae.
AUGAUUCUCAACAAAGAUUUUCGAUUACGAUCAAUUUGUUCCGAUAUAAGUUCUCACUUUGAUACUGUCCAGCAUUACUCUGAAUUAAGCAUCACUAUGAAAAAGCUCAACGAUAUGAAACGUUAUAAAGAAGCUCUUACUUCCUUCCGUCGAAAUAAACAAAAUGGUAAAAUAAUCUCAGAUAUGGCCAUUAAUCAAGCAUUAAAAUCGUGUACAAAUAUGAAAGAUUUGGCCGUUGGUUCAGAUAUUCAUUCUCGUUACUGGUCACGAAUAGAAAACAACUCAUAUACUCUAGCUUCUUUGAUCCACUUCUAUGCUCAAAUGGGAAACUUUCGUCAUGUCCAACAUCUAUUCGAUGUAGCCAAAAAGAAAACAAAUGGAAUUUAUGCAGCCAUGAUGAAAAGCGAAAUAAUGUCAGAAAUAUGCUCAACAUUGAUGAUUUUUGUUUGUUUAGGCUACAUUAAACAAUGUAUGUACAAUGAAGCAAUAAACAUCUUCCGUGAAAUUGAAAAUCCCGAUGAAAUUAAUUUUAUUCAUUAUUUCAAUGCUUGUGCUGGAACUGAAUCGAAGGAAACCGUUCCACUCAUUGAAAAAAUUCUGUCCAAUCUUCAUACAUGCGACGCUGAUAAUUCAACAGUGUUGACGUCUGCUUUUGACGCAUUUAUCAAAUGCGGAAACUUAUCGCGAGCCGAAGAACUCUUUUCCAAGAUUACCCGAAAUGUGAUUAGUUAUGGGAAUUUGAUGAAAGCUCACAAUAAAAAUGACCAAGCUGAAAUUACUUUGGACUUAUUUGAACAAAUGAAAAGCGAUGGUGUUCAACCAGAUCCAAUUAUUUAUGUUCUUGUAUUGAAUGCAUGUGCAAAUCUAGGAAUCAUUUCUAUAUCAGAAGCGAUAAGUCAACAAAUUCCAGAUUGUCUUCUUGCAUAUCUCUACAUUAAAAAUGCAUUAAUUGAUAUGUGGGGAAAAUCGGCACGCGUAGAUAAAGCAAAGGACAUCUUUGAAUCAUUGGAUCAUCCAGACACCAUUGUGUACACAUCGAUGAUCAAUUCGUAUGGUUUGAAUGGAAUGGGUCUUUUGGGAGUUGAAUUGUUUUAUAAAAUGCCACCGAUAUUAAUUGCUGAAGAAACUUACGUCUGUGUUUUACAAGCAUGUUCACAUACUGGUCUUAUCAAUGAAGCGCGAGUGAUAUUUAAUACUAUCAAUCAGAAAACCGAGAAAAUCUAUACGGCAAUGGUCGAUUGCUUUAGUCAUGCGUUUCUCUUCGAUGAAUCACAGAAAUUGAUCGAUAUUUAUGAAUCCGAUCAUAUGCCGUCACCAACUAUGCUCACUGCCUUAUUAUCCGGUGCUCGUAAUAGAAAAGACCGUGACCUUGCCGAAAAGGUAUUUCAUCGUAUUGAAAAAAAUUCUUCUCAAUUAAAAAAUCGAUUAACGUCAGCCUCAAUUUUAUUAUCCAAUGUUUAUGCUGCAACGGGCGAAAUCGAGAAAUCGUCUUCUAUCAGAGAUAAAUUAUAUCGGUUAGGUUUACGAAAACAGAUUGGUCAAUCAGUGACCGCGAUCAAUGGCAAAUUAUACAAAUUUCGAGCACAUGAUCGAUCUCAUCCUGAAAUAGAUAAGAUUUAUUUCGAACUCGACAGAAUCUCCAAAGAACUCAUUGAACACAGACAUCUGUACGAUGCAAGCUGGAUCACGCGCCCAUUAUACCCAAACGAAACCAUUGCAUCUGUUCUUUGCGGACAUAGUGAACGCCUCGCAAUAGCUUGGAACUUUGUAGCAAAUCCAAAUACAUCGACAAUUCAAAUAACCAAAAACCUCCGAGUAUGCGGGGAUUGUCAUGAAACAACACGAUUAAUAGCAUAUAUUCAGAUGGUCAAUAUUCCUGCAAAAACUGUUUCUAAAGAUGUUAUUUUUCAACAUGUCGAUCCUUUUUCAUCGCCAUCGGAGACAAUUAUUGCAUGAGAUCCUCAACAGAGUAGUGGAAAAAGGCAAAUAAAUAUUCAAUUCAUUAGCUUAUUUAAAACAGUUCGAUCACAAUAUCUGUACACGACAACAUCAUUUUUUCCAUUUCUUCUUAUCAAGAACAAGUCAAAUUCGUGA